AUGCAGGGAUCGCACCGCUACGAAUACACCCCGAGCUCGUACAGUUCGUUGGCUGGGUCCGGAAUGUGUUAUCCCCCGAGCAGCACACCGGACGUGGACUUCACCGCGUUCAUUCCCCACAGCUACGACCCCGCGCCAAACCCCUUGUACGACGCCAGUCCCAGGGGCCAGAGCCAUGGCUCCGCGUCGGCGCAGGAGUACUUCUACGUGCCUUCGGAGUUCGAUCCGAGUCUCUACGGCAAGCAUCACGCGCCACCGCUAUCAUUCAACGACCUCAGAAAUCACACACCCUCCCAGAUGUCACCCUCGAUCCCCGAGUUCCCCGCCGGCGCCUCCCCUUCCUCCUCUUCCUCCUCCUCCUCCUCUUCCUCUCCAGGAUCCACCAAAAAGUGCGAGCACUGCGGGACGACGCGCACGCCGCUGUGGAGGCGCGAUCCCACGACACAGCUGCCGCUCUGCAACGCCUGCGGGCUGUACAUCCAGCAGCGCCAGAUGCAGCGCCCGCAGGCGCUCAUCGACGCGGAGGCCGCGCCGGCGAGCAGCGCGUCCGGGUCUGGGUCCGGCGGGGGGUCGGGCAUCCUCGAGUGCAGCCACUGCCACACGCACGAGACGAGCGUGUGGCGCAGGAGCAAGGAGGGGAAGCAGGUGUGCAAUGCGUGUGGUGUGUACGAGCGCGCCAAGGGCGUCAAGCGGCCGUUGUCGCUCCGCAGCGAUUUGGUGCGUCCGCGGGGUCGGUAUCCGCAGAAUUGAGAGAGGCGCGCCGUGGAUGUCGCGGGGGUAUAUACACGGAACAAAUAGAGACCCUUGCGGAUGUCAA
Messenger RNA from Mycena citricolor, 817 nucleotides. The record is from the annotation of a GenBank genome assembly. Lineage: Eukaryota; Fungi; Basidiomycota; Agaricomycetes; Agaricales; Mycenaceae.